Molecule: messenger RNA, 639 nt
Organism: Morus notabilis
Lineage: Eukaryota; Viridiplantae; Streptophyta; Magnoliopsida; Rosales; Moraceae
Exons: 2
Coding region: 1-639 (212 amino acids)
Source: RefSeq, a predicted model, not a curated record
AUGAAGUUCAUGUAUAUGCUUUCUGGGUGGGAGGGUUCUGCACACGACGCACGAGUUCUUGAAUCAGCACUUGAAACGCAAGAAAAGAAAUUCCCUAUCCCUCCACCAGGAAAAUUUUAUUUAGUAGACUCCGGUUACGCUAACACAGGUUGUUUCCUAGCUCUUUAUCACGGUUGUACGUACCACUUGCAAGAGUAUAGGGCUCGUCGAGGUCGACCUCGAAGUGAGCAGGAGUUAUUUAACUACACUCAUUCAUCGCUUAGGAAUUGUAUUGAGCGGACGUUCGGGGUGUGGAAAGCGAGGUUCCGCAUUCUAAAGAUAAUCAACAAUUACCCGAUAAAGAAACAAGCGAGAAUACCUAUUGCUUGCACUGUGAUACAUAACUUCAUAUGUAUGUAUCAACAUGAUGACAAUUUCAUAAAUCAAUGCUUACAAGAUAGGGUACCGGUAAGUGAAAUUGACUCCCUGAACGUGGAUGAGGAUGUCAAUCAAAAUCAUAACCCAGAUCGGAGUAUGGAAGGAUCAAGAAACACCGCGAGUCAAAGGGAGAUGGGUCCUAUGAGGGAUGAAAUAGCGAGAACUAUGUGGCAGGCGCAUGGUGGAAAUAACAAUCAAACACGUAUCAGUUACCAUAUAUGA